Molecule: messenger RNA, 234 nt
Organism: Artibeus jamaicensis (Jamaican fruit-eating bat)
Lineage: Eukaryota; Metazoa; Chordata; Mammalia; Chiroptera; Phyllostomidae
Product: cytochrome c oxidase subunit 6B1-like
Exons: 1
Coding region: 1-234 (77 amino acids)
Cellular component (GO): mitochondrial inner membrane; respiratory chain complex IV; mitochondrion
Source: RefSeq, a predicted model, not a curated record
AUGGCAGAAGACAUCCAGAACAAAGUCAAGAACCAGGAGCCUGCCCCUUUUGACAGCUGCCUCCCCAACCAGAACCAGCCCAGGAACUGCUGGCAGAACUACCUGGACUCCCCCCGCUGUGAGAAGGCAAUGACUGCUAAUGGGGGCAAUGUCUUCAUGCACGAGGGGUACUGGCGUGGGUUCGAGUCCCUUGGCCCCAUAGCCUGGCUGCCCGUGGCCUGGGAUGACGUCUGA